GAUUUGAAUCAAGAUCACAACAACCAUGGAUAUUGAUGGAAGUCUCCUGGCGCUCAGUAUCAGCGAGUUUCAAACGGCGGUGGACAUCGAUACCAGUAUUUCCAGUGAUGCAAUGGAAGUCGACUCGAUCUCCGACCUUCACAACGAUGUGUCUUCAAUAGAAACGAUCAGGGAGCACGACCUCAACACCAGCACUCCCAUCAAAAGAAUGGAUAUUGAAGUGGACGCUGAAAACCUGAGUUUCGUGCUGGCAUUGUCACUGGCCCUUCUACUGCCCACUACUGUGGGCGCCAAGUACGCUAUGAAGCUUCUUCCAGCACCAGAGUCUACAGCGAAUGAAGAUGACGAAAUUGAUACCACCACCGUCAGAACCCUUGUGACACGCCACAUCAACUCGUUCUCGAGUAACAGUGACAACUCGGUGUUUCUCGACAGGGAGCCUGAGUUUGUGUACAACCCAUCCAAGCAGGACUACGACGAGGAAGAUAUCUAUAGCAAUUCGAUGAACCAAUCGUACUUGUACAGACGGUACAACCGCAUGUCACCCACACCCACACCAAUAAUGCCCACGACGGUACCACGGGAUGAGGACCUCAGUCGGUACAGCAACAUGUCGACGCCAACGUCGAUCCAGGUCCAUCACCACCACUACUACUGCUCUCCCAAUAAGUCUGUUGACACCACCCAAAACGACACCAGCUACAUGAGCGUCAACAGCUUCAGCCACAGCGUCAACAUGCUUGAGGAUGUAAAGCUCCCAUCGCCAUGGAAACAAGAAAGUAUUCCCAAGGAGAAGUAUCCGUACAUCAUCUCGACAUAUUUGCAAUUGCUGAUUAAUUUUGGUGUGAGUAUCUACGGCAUUUAUCUCAUUUACAACAUUAUCAGGACUAUUCGCAAGGACAUCGACGUCAAGAUUCUCCAGCAGUCGGUGCAGUUGGCACUUGAGAUCGAGGAGUGCACCAAAAAGUACCACGAUAAUAACUGUUCUCCUGAUCUCAUUGUGCCGGCGCUUGAGAAGCACUGUAGCUACUGGCUUAGUUGUAUGAACCAGAAUCUGCAUCCCAAUUUCAGCGGUAAUAAGUCGAGCAUUAGUGCGGAGACACUCGGGUUGAUCUUGAACUCGCUCAUUGAACCGUUGGGAUUCAAGUUUUUCGUGAUACUCUUUUCAUUUUUGGUGAUGGUAUUUGCGUUAAACUUUAUAUUUGGGUUUAUCCGCGCCAAGACGUACUACGGUGAGCAGCCGACCCCCGAUAGUGCGGGAAAAUAG
Molecule: messenger RNA, 1267 nt
Organism: Yamadazyma tenuis ATCC 10573
Lineage: Eukaryota; Fungi; Ascomycota; Pichiomycetes; Serinales; Debaryomycetaceae
Biological process (GO): nuclear envelope organization; lipid homeostasis
Cellular component (GO): nuclear membrane; nuclear envelope
Source: RefSeq, a predicted model, not a curated record